This is a messenger RNA of Closterium sp. Naga37s-1, 1548 nucleotides long. The record is from the annotation of a GenBank genome assembly. Lineage: Eukaryota; Viridiplantae; Streptophyta; Zygnematophyceae; Desmidiales; Closteriaceae.
GCCAUUCGCCUGUGUCCAUCCAUCGCCACCUUCUGGACCAACCGCGCUCUCUGCCACCGGAAGCGAGGCGACUGGCUAUUGGUGGAGCAUGACUGUGUGCGGGCAAUCGAACACGACAAGAAGUCUGUCAAGGCACACUUCUACCUGGGAACGGCCCUCACAGAGCUCGCUCGCUACCCCGAGGCUGCUCAUGUGCUCGAAAGGGCGGUCGAGAUCAUACGAGAUGACGAGGUGCUGGGCAGCAGCAGAGGGAACUUGAAUGACGUCUGGAACGCCAUGGCCACUGCCAGGUACCGGCAGUGGGAGGUGGAAUCGUCGAUGCGAAAGAGGAAGCAGCAGCAGCUGAGGGCUUUCCUUGGAGAGCUGCUGAAGGAGCAAUUGCAGGCAGAUUUGGCUGCGAUCACAGGUUCUAAACCUCUGCUGAUCCAGCAAGAUGCCCUUCAAACCCUUGACGCGCUAUCGAGGGACGACCCUUCCUCUUCCUCCCCCUCCUCCACCCCUCCACAGUCACCUUCGUUACAGUCACAUACGUUAAUCAAUGCCACGUCAGCAACAAGAGAAGCUGGCACGUCAGCAGGUUCAGGAGGGGCGGAGCAAGGGCCGCUAUCCCCUCAGAUGCCGAGAGGGGGGUGCUUCUCCUCCCAGGGGUUUCCAGGCAGCUGCUGCUGCCCCUCCGUGCCCCGAGCGCCGAACACCACCAGUGCCCCCCCUGUAGCAACAGCAGCAGCAACAACAGGAGGAGGAGGAGCAGCAGCAGCAGCAGGAGGAGGAGCAGCAGCAGCAGGAGGAGGAGGAGGAGCAGCAGCAGCAGCAGCAGCAGCGGCGGCUAGGGCGUCUGCUACUGCGUCAGCAGCAGAACUAGGGGAAUCAGCAGCAUUAUCAGUAAGAGGAGAAGGAGAAGCAACGGCAGUGGCAGUCCCGACCAUUGCAAUGCUUGGUGGUGUUUCUCCCAGGGGUUCCCGGGCAGCUGUUGCAAUGCUUGGUGGUGCAGGGAUGGACAGAUGUGAAAUCGACGCAGCAAAUGGUUCAUCAGCGAAUGGUUCAGCAGGCAUAGCAGCAGACGAUGUAGGGGCAGCAUUAGCAGCACCAGGACAGCUACGGCCUGCAGAGAGGAGUGACUAUAACGAGGAUGGAGUGGGCCGGCGUUGCUGGAGUGACUCAGCUGGGUCUGGUUCUGGGUUCACUCAGGAACAGUGUGACUACAACGAAGGUCAGGCCAGAGAGGCCAGCCUCCUGUCAAAAGAGGGUGCCACAUCAGCCGUAGAUGCCACGUCAGCAGACAAUGCCACGUCAGCGGGGCCUGCAGCUGGGGAUGCAGCAGAGGAUGCGACAGCAGUGGAGGAGGCGGCCUCUCUGCUGCUCCAGUCGUACAUUGAAAAGGCAGAGGCGCUGAGCAACGUGUUUACUCUAGCACAGGCAGAAGACACUCCUGGCGAGCUACCAGAGCACCUGUCGUGUCGCAUCAUGCUCGACAUUCUCCGCGAUCCCGUGAUAACACCGAGUGGAGUGACGUACGAGCGAUCGUCAAUAGAGGAGCACCUUAAAGCG